Molecule: messenger RNA, 4641 nt
Organism: Pyrus x bretschneideri (Chinese white pear)
Lineage: Eukaryota; Viridiplantae; Streptophyta; Magnoliopsida; Rosales; Rosaceae
Product: transcription initiation factor TFIID subunit 2
Exons: 25
Coding region: 97-4425 (1442 amino acids)
Biological process (GO): transcription initiation at RNA polymerase II promoter
Cellular component (GO): transcription factor TFIID complex
Molecular function (GO): metallopeptidase activity; RNA polymerase II general transcription initiation factor activity; zinc ion binding
Source: RefSeq, a predicted model, not a curated record
CUCAUUUUAUUUUUUCUGGGAUAAAAAGAUAGACAGCUACUGAGCUUGUUCGAUCCUUCUCUCUCUAGCUUUCUCUCUCUGGGAUUCCGUACAUCCAUGGCGAAGCCCCGAAAGCCCAAGAACGAAGACGCCAAGCCUGAAAACUCCGGGCCCGUCGUCCGUCACCAGAAGCUCUGCCUCUCCAUCGACGUCGAUAAGCGUCGCAUUUAUGGGUACACUGAGUUGAAGAUUGUGGUCCCAGAAAUUGGGAUUGUAGGGUUACACGCAGAGAAUUUGGGGAUUGAGAGUGUUUCAGUCGACGGUGAGCAGACCGAGUUCGAAUACUACCCGCAGAGUAAUCAUAAGGAUGCGGAGAGCGAGAGGAGAUGGAGCUGGGUGACAUCGCCGAGCUCUGCUGCCGAUGCGGCAGGGUCAACAUAUAUAUCGGCUCUUGAGAGAGAGCUGGUCCCGAAUUUACUGAUCAAUUGCUGUAAGGCUUUCAAGGCCGGAAGCGAACCGCAGGAGCAACUGCUUGGGGAUAAUGAAGUGCAGCAGUCUUCUGGAGAAGCCAAGCAGAAUGUGAGGUUGGUUCGUGUUGAUUAUUGGGUAGAAAAAGCAGAGACAGGAGUUUAUUUUCAUGAUGCCAUUCUACAUACUGAUAACCAGAUACGGCGUGCACGGUGCUGGUUCCCUUGUAUAGAUGACAAUUCACAAAGUUGCUGCUAUGAUCUGGAGUUCACUGUUGCACAAAAUCUUGUGGCUGUUAGCACCGGAAACUUACUAUACCAGGUUUUGAGCAAGGAUGAUCCUCCUCGCAAAACAUAUGUUUAUAGAUUAGAUGUUCCAGUUAGCGCUCGGUGGAUAUCUUUGGUGGUUGCGCCUUUUGAAAUCCUUCCCGAUCAGCAGUUUGGUCUAAUAUCUCACAUGUGCUUGCCCAUUAAUCUGUCGAAGCUUCGGAAUACUGUAGAGUUUUUCCAUAGUGCAUUUAGCUGUUAUAAGGAUUACCUUGCGAUAGAAUUUCCUUUUGGGUCAUACAAGCAAGUUUUUAUUGAGCCCGAGAUGGCAGUAUCAUCAUUAAGUUCGGGGGCAUCCAUGAGCGUUUUUAGUUCUCAAGUUUUAUUUGAUGAAAAGAUCAUUGAUCAGACCAUUGACACAAGGAUUAAACUUGCGUUUGCUCUUGCAAGACAAUGGUUUGGUGUCUAUAUCACUCCCGAGGCACCUAAUGAUGAGUGGCUGCUGGACGGUCUUGCUGGGUUUUUGACAGAUUUUUUUAUCAAAAAACAUUUGGGAAAUAAUGAAGCCCGCUACCGGAGAUACAAGUUGCAGGCAAAUUGUGCUGUUUGCAAAGCAGAUGAUAGUGGCGCAACCGCUUUAAGUUCUGCUGCUUCUUGUAAGGAUUUGUAUGGAACUCAAUGCAUUGGAAUAUACAGCAAAAUUAGGUCAUGGAAAUCUGUGGCAAUCCUUCAAAUGCUGGAAAAGCAGAUGGGACCAGAGUCUUUUCGUAAAAUUUUGCAGGCAAUAGUUAUUAGGGCUCCAGAUAAGAUCCGUUCUUUAAGAUCCCUUAGUACGAAGGAGUUUAGGCAUUUUGCUAAUAAGGUUGGCAAUCUUGAGCGUCCAUUUCUUAAAGAAUUUUUUCCUCGCUGGGUGGAAUUGUGUGGUUGUCCACUGCUGAGGAUGGGCUUCUCCUAUAACAAGAGGAAGAAUAUGGUUGAAUUGGCAGUGUUACGUGGAUGCACAGGCGGAUCAGAUUCAAUUGCUUCAGCAGUUAAUGCGAAUCCAGAGCCUGAAAAGCGAGACAUUGACAAUGGAUGGCCUGGAAUGAUGAGCAUCAGGGCUCACGAACUUGAUGGUACGUUUGAUCAUCCAGUUCUGCCAAUGGCUGGAGAAACAUGGCAGCUGCUGGAAAUACAAUGCCAUUCAAAGCUUGCUGCUAGACGCUUUCAGAAGCCUAAAAAGAGUUCAAAACUAGAUGGGGCUGAUGAUAAUGGGGAUGCUACACCAGCUCUAGACAUGCGUUCUAGUAUGGAGUCGCCAUUGUUGUGGAUGAGGGCAGACCCGGAAAUUGAAUAUCUUGCUGAAAUUCAUUUCAAUCAACCUGUACAGAUGUGGAUUAAUCAGUUGGAGAAGGACAAAGAUGUCGUUGCACAGGCACAAGCAAUUGCAACACUGGAGUCUCUACCACAGCUUUCCUUUUCUGUUGUUAACGCUCUGAAUAAUUUCCUCAUUGACUCCAAGGCCUUCUGGAGAGUUCGAAUUGAGGCCGCGUUUGCUUUGGCUAAUACAGCAUCUGAGGAUACUGAUUGGGCUGGUCUACUCCAUUUAGUGAAAUUUUAUAAAAGCCGAAGGUUUGAUGCAAACAUCGGACUCCCCAAGCCAAAUGACUUCCAUGACAUUUCUGAGUACUUUGUUCUUGAGGCCAUUCCUCAUGCUAUUGCUAUGGUCAGAGCUGCUGACAAGAAAAGUCCAAGAGAGGCUGUAGAGUUUGUUUUACAACUUUUGAAGUACAAUGACAACAAUGGGAACCCUUACUCUGAUGUCUUCUGGCUUGCUGCAUUAAUCGAGUCUGUUGGAGAACUUGAAUUUGGGCAACAGAGUAUUCUCCUUUUAUCGUCUCUUCUGAAGCGCAUUGAUCGCCUCUUGCAAUUUGACAGGUUGAUGCCUAGCUACAAUGGUAUCUUGUCGGUCAGUUGUAUUAGGGCCUUGACACAGAUUGCCCUAAAACUGUUGGGAUUUGUUCCUAUGGAUCGCGUGUUUGAACUUGUGAAACCUUUUCGGGAUAUCAAGGCAGUAUGGCAAGUUCGGGUUGAAGCAAGCAGAGCACUGCUUGAUCUUGAAUUCCAUUGUAAAGGCAUUGAUGCAGCUUUGCAACUGUUUAUCAAAUAUUUAGAUGAAGAGACGUCCUUCCGAGGGCAGGUGAAGCUGGCCGUGCAUGCUAUGAGGUUAUGCCAGAUUAGAGGUGGAUCUGAUCUUACUGACAACAUCAGGAGCGAAACUCUUGUGGCUUUGCUUCGUCUACUUGAAGGCCAGAUGGCUUUUAAUAAUAUCUUUCUUCGUCAUCACUUAUUCUGCAUCCUUCAAAUCCUUGCUGGAAGGCCGCCAACACUAUAUGGAGUGCCAAGAGAUCAUAAACCAUUUCAUUUAGGUGAUGCGGAAAGCUUCCAAGAGCAGAAAAACAUCUUUGCUGCUUUCAUUCCAGAAAGUAAAUAUGUGGAACCACCUUCCGAAGCUCCAAACCAUUCACAUGAUGAUUUAACUGCUCCUGAAACUUCCAGAGAUGUUUUCGCUGCUCCAGAAAUUUUUACAGAUGCGUUUUCUAUUCCAGAUCCAGAAACUUCCAGGGACGGGUUUGUCCUUCCAGCUGCUUCCAAGGAUGAUUUGGGUGCUCUAGAACCUACAACUGAUGGUUUUGGUGCUCCAGAACCUCCUGGUGGUGGUUUGGGUGAUCCAGAACCUUCUGGUGGCAGUUUGGUCGCUAAAGAACCUUCCAUUGGUGGUGUUGGUGCUCCAGAACCUCCGAUUGGUAGUUUUGAUGGCUUAACGGUUUCAGAACCUAUCAAGGAUAGCUUGGCUGUUCUGGAACCUUUCAAGGACGCAGAUACCGUUUCUAACAGCCAUAGACGGAAGCUGACGGUUAAGAUCAGGGUCAAAAGUUCUGCUACUACUAGUAGAGCAGAAGGUGAUAAUCAAACUGUUGAGAGGUCGCAAGGUGGGCAUCUUGAAACUGAUCGUGGCGCCAGCAGUUCAGUAUCUGUGGAUGCUCCGCACAAAAACUUUGCAGAGGUGAGCCUUAGCAAUCAAAAUCUUGAGGAAGUUAACUCUUGGCAUGAUCUUGGAUCCCGGAUGACUGCCAGCAUUGGUAGCGCAAAACUUGCUAGCGAUGUCGAUGAUAUAGGAAAGGAAUUGCAGUGCACUGCCGACUCUAGCAAAGUUUCUGCACUGCCUCAGCCCGAAGAUCCAUCACCUAGCUUUAUCCAAGAUAACCGAGAUGCAGAAGUACAGAAGUAUGCAAGUCUCCAAGAACUUUCGGUUCCUAGGAACGAUAUUAAUGGUGGUUCAUCUGGAAUGGCGGAUUCUCUUCCUCGCGGGAAAGAAAAGGAGAAAAAGAAAGACAAGGAAAAGAAACGAAAGCGGGAUGGCCAUAAGGGCCACCGAGAUAAUCCCGAGUAUUUGGAGCGGAAGCGCCUAAAGAAGGAGAAAAAGCAGAAGGAGAAAGAAAUAGCGAAGUUGUUGAACGAGAGCGCCAAAGUACCAUCCACGGAGCUACCAAGUAAGACAGAGGUGCUUGGAGUGAAGUCGGCAACUGUGCAACUCAAGCCGGUCGAGCCUAGCGGUUCCAACAAAUUGGCAAUCACAGGGGUUGAAACCGCCAGGCCUGCACCAUCCGAAGGUGCUACUUCCGCUACUCCUUCCGGUACAACUUCCGCUACUACCGAAGUUUCGUAUUAAGACAAAGAUCCGAACACUGAACAAUCCAUGAUGAAAGUAGUUUUCCCUUGUAACGAGCUAUGGUGGCUGGUUUAAAUUUUUGUAUUGGUAAUCUGUGUUGUAUCCGGCAGGCAGUGAUUUAGGUGUGCAUAGUGGGAAAUGGGAGAGACUCUAGCUCACUGUAGAAUUACUUAUAAAUGCCCUUCUGCUUAUAUUCUUUACAAUUUUGUUUUAUUU